AUGUUACGGUUUCUGAAAUUGCCCUUCAGCAAAGAUGGUAAACGUGGAAAAGAUGUGAACAACUUGGUGACCAAGUCAAAUGUCAAUGAAGAAUAUAAAGAAGCCUUUAGGACAAAUUCUUACGUAGAAAUUUACAAGAAAGUUCAGGGUCAACUGGAAAGAAGUACCGAUAAUGGACCAUCCUCGUCUUCAUCCUCGUCUUCGUCCUCAUCCUCAUCCUCAUCCUCAUCCUCGUCUUCUUCUUCUUCUUCUUCAAGGAAUGUUCAUCUCUCCGAGUUUCUAUUUGAACCUCAGCAAGAAACCCUAGCCUACAUGAUUGAAAACUCGGAGCUUCAUCAACUUCUCGUCAAUUACUUUGAGAUUAGUUUAGAGGCCUGCAGAUUAUGUGAAUUGCUCCUCAAAAACGUCCACAAAGUACGCGCUAAUUAUCAAGUAAUAAAAACCGCGAUAAAGCAAAUGAAGAAGGCACCUGAUGGUGCAAGUUGGAAUACAGAUGAUCGGUGCCUUGCUGUUUAUAGAAAUCUUGCUUCAUUUGUCAUGCUUAGGAAUCCCUUAUCAACAAUAACCCCAUUACAAUUCCAAGAAUUACACGAAAACCACUUACAUUUUCUUCAUAGAUUAACAUCCAAAUGUGGGAAAACAAAGAGGAAAACAAAAUUGAGAAGGUGGAUCAAGAAAGUCAUGACGUACAUUUUUUUGGGGACAUGUGGCGCAUUAGUCAUUCCUAUACUAAUUCUUGCAUUUCAUAGCAUGGUAGCGAUGGUGGUUGCACCAGUGUUGUUCGUUCUUGGUUCUUUAAGCUUAGUCUUGAAGAAAUUAAAAGUGGCAAGAAAAAAGUUGAAGAAGAAAACCCCAUGCGAAAGGCUAGGAAUGCAGCUUGAUAUUGCAGCAAGAGGGGUUUAUAUAUUGAUCAAAGACUUUGAUACAAUAAGCAGAUUGGUGCAGAGACUUCAUGAUGAAUUGGAGCACGAGAAAUUUGUAGCAGACAUCUGUGUUAGGAAAGGGAAGAAUGAAAUCUUGAAAGAAGUUCUGAGAGAGUUUCAGCUAAAUGGAUCUUCUUUCUUGGAGCAAUUAGAAGAACUUGAGAAGCAAAUAUAUCUGUGUUUUCUUGACAUAAACAGAUCAAGAAGGCUACUUUUUGAAGAAAUAAUCAGUUAA
Messenger RNA from Fraxinus pennsylvanica, 1158 nucleotides. NCBI's taxonomy places the organism in Eukaryota, Viridiplantae, Streptophyta, Magnoliopsida, Lamiales, Oleaceae. The record is from the annotation of a GenBank genome assembly.